This is a messenger RNA of Truncatella angustata, 888 nucleotides long. RefSeq lists its product as uncharacterized. Lineage: Eukaryota; Fungi; Ascomycota; Sordariomycetes; Amphisphaeriales; Sporocadaceae. The coding region runs from base 1 to 888 and encodes 295 amino acids. The record is from RefSeq and is a predicted model, not a curated record. The transcript is spliced from 3 exons.
AUGUCGUCCACGUCGGCUUCGCCUGUCUCUAUGUCUGCACCCCGUAACAGACUCCCUGAUAGUGAGAAGUGCGAAUAUUAUGCCCAUUUCACUCACAACCUAGACCGCAUCCACUUCGACGCGUUAUACUGGUCGCUCUUCUUUUUCGUGAUAGGAACUCUGUUUGUCGCAUCAUGGAUUUACCAAACAGUGAUGAAAUAUGCGGAACAACCAGAUUACGACAAGGCCGAGCUGAGGCGAAAACUCAAGAUGGCCAUGGCCUACACCACCGCUUUAUUUCUCGUGGCAGGCAUUGCCGUCGUGAUGGAAGUCUUCAGCCUACUGGCACUACAGUUCUGUGAUGGAGAAGAUCUCAUGUCCCUCUACUGGUCAACAUGGACGAUGCUGCAAUUGGGAGCCGAGAUCGCCAUCCUAGGCGUUGUACUCGCUCUAUACCAUGCACUGUUCGAUAUCAAGCACCCUAAAUGGGCUCUUGCACUAGGCACACCGGUCCUAGUCGUCGCCGGUUUUGGCCAUGUUAUACCGAUCCUCUUUCACAAAGCUGCCAGAAAACUCAAAGUCAAGCACAAGGAGAGGAGGAUGUCGAGGAGCGUCUCCAGAGAUGGAGGUCUGACGCAAGAGAAGACCAACGCCUCAUCGGCUUCAACACUUGGGGUUCAACGGUCGCGGGCGAGUAGCGCCACGCCUCCACCCAAGAACAAUAACGCACUACAGGUCCCCGGCCUCGUCACCUUCGAGAUCGACGUGGGCGGCAACGAUGAGGUUGUCAGCAAGUGGCCCAGCUUUGUGCGCAUGGAAAAUGGCAAGGCGCUGAUUCAGGCGACGAUGAAACGGGAUGACUACGACUUGGAGGCUCAACGGCCUGGCCCUAGCAGGGUGCGAUCAUGA